This is a messenger RNA of Tigriopus californicus, 3939 nucleotides long. Its product is annotated as unc-112-related protein-like. NCBI's taxonomy places the organism in Eukaryota, Metazoa, Arthropoda, Copepoda, Harpacticoida, Harpacticidae. The record is from RefSeq and is a predicted model, not a curated record. Gene Ontology annotation, molecular function: integrin binding. Gene Ontology annotation, biological process: cell-matrix adhesion; integrin-mediated signaling pathway. Gene Ontology annotation, cellular component: cell-substrate junction.
UCUCUCUCUGCCUCCAUUUUUCUCUGAUUGUGAACGUCGUUUUGCGAGUCUCCCCGAGUUCGUGGCCGUGGUGAUGGCGGUGAUGGUGGUGAUCGUGGUGCAUCGCGGCUCGGGAUCCAGUGGCGCUGUCAAUCUCAUGGCGGCCUAGGACGUUCGUUAUGGGACUCGAGGAGGAAGGAGCGAGAAACGCGCUCUCCAGUCUCCACGAUCCUUCCUUCGUACUAGUUCCUUCGUUCGAGUUGUUCUGCACCACCAUCGCUAGCUAACUGGCUAGUGGCUAGCUAGCGCUAGCCCCCCCCUACUUCUAGCUGGAGAGCAACUCUAUUCUUGCACCAAUUCCACUUGGGCCCGUGAUAGUCGUCCGCAAGUUGUGCUUCGUCAAAUGAGAGGAUGGAAAUUGGAAGUUGGAAGUAGGCUGGAGGAGGAAGAAGAAAGAAUACGAGCGAAAGAGAGAGAGAUAAACAGUCAGUGGAAUGAAAAUAGCUAGCUCGUCGUCGUCCAGUGUGUGUUGAGUCGAGGCCGUGUUUGGAGGGGAAGACAGAGCCGAGAAGUGCCCGUUUACACCAGCAUGUUGUAGGGAUUUUCCAAACUGAUGGAAACGAUGUGUGAAUGCAAUCAUCAAGUCUUGACACCCCUUCACCGAGCAGAGGAGGAGGAGAUCAGGGCCACAGUGGCCCGGCCAUCACGGCUUCAUUUUUUGGCCAGCAUCUGACGUGCCAUUCUGUGAGUGUGGAUUGCGAGUUGGGCUCGUUUCCCUCCCGGCUUCAAGGGCCCUAAUGAAUCACAUAUGCAAGUCGUUAUGUUUCCAUUGUGAACAAGUCUGUGAAUGCGAAGAAUGCCUUUCCGAAAAGUGUCUGAAAUCCAAGUGAGGAGGUUCACAAUUUGAUUAACGGCCCACGGUAAUCGCUCCAUGAAAUACGAUCGGAGCAGAGUGUUGCGGUACUUCAUACCCACCUACAGUUUUCUUCUGGAUUCAAGAUGAAGCUAGGCCAGUGGUCGGAAAAGCUAUAAUAAAAUUACAUCCAGUGAGCUGCUGCAUGCACCCUCUCUCAGUCCCUCCUGAGGCUUGUGUGCCAGGCUAACACCUCUAUAAAUAUAAAUAUUCAUGGUGGUCCGGGUGGUACUCCGGAGGCCCUCCCUGGGUGAGCGAUUUGCUAGAGAUUCAUUCGAGUUGUGACUAGUGAGUGAUACUCGUUCAGGCACAAUCUGGAUGGUAAAGAAGUACAAAAGAAGACGAAGAGGAAGAAAAAGGAACUUCCCCGAAGAAUGAGUAUCAUGUCUGUCUGCCUUUUAAGGUAGCGAGCCAGCGAGCUGGUAUUUGAGGUGUGAAGGAACCGACACCUCGGUGGCUUGUCAUUUAAGCAGGAAGACUGCCUGCUAUUUGGAGUGUGAGAAAGUGUUCAAACGCGGCGCAAUGUGGCGAACCAACGGAAACGCCAAUAAUCACCAACAUGACUCGGAGUCGUUGGUGAUUCGAGUCCCGAAUGAGCCAAAGAAGAAGCCUCUCAUCGUGCCCAAGAUCCCGAUCGACCUCACGGAUCUCACCGACCGCGGCGAGUCCAACAGUGUGCGGAACAGUGCCCGAAGUUCUUUAGUCAUAUCCACUCCGCAGACCCCUUACACCAUGCCCACGGGAGACGGGAGUUGGGACCUCCGGAUCCUGGUCACUGACCUCCAAGUGGAACGCACCAUUCGAGUCAACGGCAACCUUCACAUUGGUGGCGUCAUGAUCAAGGUGGUCGAUGAAUUGGAUAUCGCCAUGGAUUGGUCGGAUCACGCCAUCUGGUGGCCGGAGAAGAACUUGUGGUUGGACAAGACUCGGCUCACUUUGGACCAGUAUAAUUUGACGGCAGAUGCCAUCAUUCAUUUCACACCCAUGCACAAAAUGGUUCGAAUUCAAUUGCCGGAUCUGCGAUACAUCGAUUGCAAUGUGGAUUUCUCUAUCCGGACCUUCAACGCUGUCAUCGAUAUCUGCACUGAACUAGAGCAUCUCAAAUUCAAUUAUGGCGAGUACCGAAUUCAGGAGGAGAAAAAGCGGCGGAUCACUUUGGGGUCCAUGCCCUCGAACUCUCAUCACAUGCUGCACCAUCAAUCGGCUCUGGAUAUCUCGCUACCCAUUGUCGACCGAGCCGACACGAACACAUUCGUGCCCAAUAGUGGAACCUUGGGUCGGAAGAUCUCCUCCAAUAGUUGGACCAAUUCCCCCGCUCGAUUCCGCUCCUUGGGUCGAAAUGGAACCUUAGACGCCCAUCGGCGACGGAGCGAGCACAAUGCUCCACUCAUCAAUGGGACUUUGAGGGGCAAUGGAAGCCUGUCACCAUACUCAAAUGGCAAUGGUCAUUUAUCCACUACUAGUCUAGCCCCAGGAUUCCCAGGAUCCGGAAGUGAAUGGUCUUUGGCCAUGAGCCCACCCCCGUCGGAAGAGGCCAAGUACAGCAUUGUCAGACCCAAGAACUUGGCCGAGAGAGCCAGGCUCAACGUUGGAUGGCUGGAUUCUUCACUGUCGUUGAUGGAGCAAGGCAUCCGAGAUUUUGACACGCUCCUACUCCGUUUCAAAUUCUAUUCAUUCUACAAUUUGAACACAAAAACUGACCCUGUCCGCAUUAAUCUAAUCUAUGAGCAAGCCAAAUGGCAAAUCCUCAAUGAAGGCAUCGAUUGCACCGAGGAGGAGAUGAUGCUUUUUGCCUCUCUCCAACUCCAAGUUGGAUUACAAGCCAACGUACCGCAGCCCAAUGAGGAUGAAGAAAACGAGGAUGACAUUGAUGCCGCUCUCACUGAUUUACAAAUAUCCUUGGAAGGUGGAAGUAUCAAUUCCAACGGAGUGGAUAUCAUGACCGUGCCUAGUUUAAACGACACGCUUCGUUACUUACGACCCAAGCGUUUCACUCUCAAAGGCUACAAAAGAUGUCAUUUCCAGUUGAGAGACCUUCAGCUGAGCGCUUUUAAAUCAAAGGAGGACAGCAUGGACUACACACAGGGACCGAGUUUUACUGUGAAUUUAAAAGGUUGCGAGAUCAGUCCGGAAGUCAAUAUUGCGCAAGGACGCUACGGGAUCCGUCUUUCCAUCCCGUCCCAAGAUGGCAUGUCAGAUUUGUGGCUGAAAUGUGACUCUGAAGGUCAAUACUCCAGGUGGAUGGCUGCUUGUCGAUUGGCUGCCAAGGGACGAACGAUGGCAGAUAGCACAUAUGAUUCUGAAGUCAAAGCAAUCCAAGCGUUUCUCUCCAUGCAACAUCCUGCUAAUGCUCCCGUGAUCAACCCAUCUACUCUAGAUAUCAAUGUGGAAGAAUAUGUGGCACCUAGGUUUCUCCGCAAACAAAAAUCCAGGUUGCGGAACAAGAUCCUGGAGGCACACACCAACGUGAAAGAAUUGAAUUUGGUUGAAGCCAAGAUGAACUUCAUCAAAGCGUGGCAAUCUUUGCCCGAUUAUGGCGUAUCCCUAUUUGUUGCCCGUUUCCACGGCGAAAAGAAGAAUGAGCUUCUUGGUGUUGCUUGUAAUCGGCUAAUGCGGAUGAAUUUGCACACUGGCGAUCACAUCAAAACCUGGCGCUACAAUACCAUAAAGGCUUGGAAUGUGAAUUGGGAGACGAAGCAUAUGAUGAUCCAAUUGGGUGAUGGAAAGAACAUGAUUUUUAAGUCGCUCUCGGCGGAUUGCAAAGUUGUGCAUGAAUUCAUUGGUGGCUAUAUCUUUCUCUCCAUGCGGAACAAAGAUGCCAAUCAGCAAUUGGACGAGGAGCUCUUCCAUAAAUUAACUGGUGGUUGGUACUGAGCAACCAAUGCACAUUCAUUAUGUAGGAAUAUGUGUACGAUAUGUAAUGGCUUGCGUAUCCAAACUGAUUUCAAUCGUCGAAAGGCUCGUGAUCUCUUCUAUUCUUGUUACUCUUUGUCUCCAUUUGCUUUUUUCAAAUAUGAAAUAGAGAAUAAACAGCUCUUGUUCUGUUA